This is a messenger RNA of Fimicolochytrium jonesii, 1993 nucleotides long. Its product is annotated as mitochondrial carrier. The record is from RefSeq and is a predicted model, not a curated record. Gene Ontology annotation, biological process: mitochondrial L-ornithine transmembrane transport. Gene Ontology annotation, molecular function: L-ornithine transmembrane transporter activity. The transcript is spliced from 5 exons. The coding region runs from base 425 to 1534 and encodes 369 amino acids. NCBI's taxonomy places the organism in Eukaryota, Fungi, Chytridiomycota, Chytridiomycetes, Spizellomycetales, Powellomycetaceae.
CGCAAGGCCCUUUUUUUCUCGGCCGCCCGCACAGGGAGAAAUUACCCAUCUUGCUAAUAUAACAGAGCAACGUUUUGUUCACCGAGCGGCGGCUUCCCUCACGUUAAAGACGAACGUAGAUUCCCUCCUGUGGAAACGACGCUUCCCUGCACCCGCCUGCCUCCGUUCCCCGUUGAAAGCCGGAGUGCAUCCCACAGUAGUUCAAAAGCCCGGCAACCAUCGUAAAGCUCUCGCAAAUGGCUUGCUAAAGGACAGUCGAGCACAUAGAACGAGAGGACACUACUUCAUAGAGACGCGGGAAAGGGAAGACGUGGAAGCGAUCAUCGAGACGCCGGGGUCGGAGUUACUUGUCAUUGUGGCUUGAACGAAAACGAACGAGACGAAACGUUCUCCCACGAGGGUCCAAACACUACGGAAGUUCGAAAUGACAGGUGGAGGAGCGAAGAAGCAGCUGAGCCCUGCCGCGGACCUACUGUUUGGUUCGGCAGCAGGCUCAGUUGGAAUGCUGUUCCAAUUUCCUUUUGACACGGUCAAGGUACGGUUGCAAUCACAACCGCACGGCACCAAACUUUUCAAAGGCCCACUGGAUUGCGCUGUGAAAGGUAUCAAGGAAGGAGGACUGGGAAAUCUUUACAAGGGCCUGUCGGCGCCUCUCGUGGGAGCGAUGAUCGAGAACUCGACGCUUUUCCUCGCGUUCAACCAUAUUCAAGGCAUGAUACGGCAGUACUCUGAUACACCUGAUGAUAUGCCAUUGACGAUGAAGCAACUGGCUUUCUCGGGAUUCAUGUCAGGAGCGGUCGUAUCUUUCAUUCUGACACCAGUUGAACUUGUCAAGUGUCAACUCCAGGUUCAAGAUGUCCUAUUCACACACCAGGGAGCCGUCCCGAUACAUCCGCACCUCUCUUCCUCAAUACUACCGCCCUCAUCACCCGCAUCUCAGCAACGGCCGAUCACAACAGCAGCAGCCGUCUCCGCGAUACCCGUAUACGCAUACACAUCACAGUCGCAUCCGCAAUCGCCAACACGAUCGCAACGUCGCGGUCCCAUGGGUGUCAUCCUGAACACGCUGAGAACUCACGGCCUCCGCGGCUUCUACCACGGCCAUGUCGGCACCUUCCUCCGAGAAGCCGGCGGUGGUGCCGCCUGGUUCGGCACCUACGAAUUCGUUGUCCGUCAGUUCCUCAUCCGCGCCGAGCGAGCACGCCUCGCGCAUUCCUCUACCGCCGCAUCGCCUACCACCACUUCCCUCCCAGCACUAAAGAAGGAAGACCUCCCAACAUCGCAGAUCAUGAUCGCCGGCGCCAUCGCCGGCAUGUCAUACAACGGCAUCCUGUUCCCGGCGGAUUGCGUGAAGAGCCGGCAGCAGACCAUGGAAGGAGGAUCGUCGUUCCUGCAGGUUGCGAAGAAGCUGUACAGGGCGGAGGGAUACCACGGCUUUUAUCGCGGGUUUGGCAUCACGGUUGCCAGGAGCGCGCCGACCAGUGCUAUGAUUUUCGCUACAUAUGAACUCCUGGCUCGACAUGCUGCCUUUUGAGUAGUUUAGUAAACUUGCGUCGGCCGCGCAAUUGGAAUACCUGGUUGCGGAUAGGGAGCACCUGGUCCACUAGGUCAUUGUAUGCUAUCGGUGCACCCCCAACAACCACGCACCUCCGGGAGGGCCUGGUAUCGAAAAGUUAUCGGCUCCCACCGACGCCUGAAUCGUCGGUCCCUUCAGCACUUACGGCACAUCUCCCGCCACCCGCCAACCUCGUAAUCACGAUCCCACACAGAAACAUCCGCCUUCCCUCGCGUCAUCAUGCGAGACGAGGACACCUAGACCCUGGAUACCAUUUUUGGAUAAUAACCCUGCCCGACAUACCGCCCGAAAACAACCAUACUGAUGCCCACCAUGCUACUGAAUCCUGCUUCUUCAUUAGAAUCGUGCCUUACAAUCAUCGUAUUUAUCAUUUUUCGCUGCUUCUUUCAUCAUAAUCUAUAUUGCACUACACACCCG